Fukomys damarensis (Damara mole-rat) is the source of this 2061-nucleotide messenger RNA. RefSeq names its product DnaJ heat shock protein family (Hsp40) member B5 (gene Dnajb5). Gene Ontology annotation, biological process: negative regulation of transcription by RNA polymerase II. Gene Ontology annotation, molecular function: protein-folding chaperone binding. Gene Ontology annotation, cellular component: cytosol. The record is from RefSeq and is a predicted model, not a curated record. Bases 14 to 1276 code for a protein of 420 amino acids. The transcript is spliced from 4 exons. NCBI's taxonomy places the organism in Eukaryota, Metazoa, Chordata, Mammalia, Rodentia, Bathyergidae.
GGCUUGGCUGGGCAUGUUUAAGCGCACAGUGCUCUCCUGCCCACCCCCAACAGCACCCCCACUACAGGCUCGAGGAGCUUUCCGGAGCUUCCCACACUUCUGGGGAGAAGACUUCUUAGCCAGCUUGAUGUUUAAAAUUCAGCUGGAGCCCUUAAAACUUCGAGCGUGGACGCUGAAUGGGUUUGUAAAGUUUCGAAACAAGGAGACCAGCACCGGUCCAGUGGCUGUGAUGGGCAAAGAUUAUUACAAGAUUCUUGGGAUCCCAUCGGGGGCCAAUGAGGAUGAGAUCAAGAAAGCCUACCGGAAGAUGGCCUUGAAGUACCACCCAGACAAAAACAAAGAACCCAACGCUGAGGAAAAGUUUAAGGAGAUUGCAGAGGCCUAUGAUGUGCUGAGUGACCCUAAGAAACGGAGCCUGUAUGACCAGUAUGGGGAGGAAGGCCUGAAGACCGGCGGUGGUACAUCAGGUGGCUCCAGUGGCUCCUUUCACUACACCUUUCAUGGGGACCCUCAUGCCACCUUUGCCUCCUUCUUUGGUGGCUCCAACCCCUUCGAUAUCUUCUUUGCCAGCAGCCGCUCCACUCGGCCCUUCAGUGGCUUUGACCCAGAUGACAUGGAUGUGGAUGAAGAUGAGGACCCAUUUGGUGCCUUUGGCCGCUUUGGCUUCAAUGGGCUGAGUAGAGGUCCAAGGCGAGCCCCAGAACCACUGUACCCCCGGCGCAAAGUACAGGACCCACCUGUGGUGCAUGAGCUGCGAGUGUCCCUGGAGGAGAUCUACCAUGGCUCCACCAAGCGCAUGAAGAUUACAAGGCGGCGCCUCAACCCUGAUGGGCGAACUGUGCGCACCGAGGACAAAAUUCUGCACAUCGUCAUCAAGCGUGGCUGGAAGGAAGGCACCAAGAUCACCUUCCCCAAAGAGGGCGAUGCCACACCUGACAACAUCCCUGCCGAUAUCGUCUUUGUGCUCAAGGACAAGCCCCACGCACACUUUCGCCGGGAUGGCACCAAUGUGCUCUACAGUGCCCUGAUCAGCCUCAAGGAGGCACUGUGUGGCUGCACCGUGAACAUUCCCACCAUUGAUGGCCGAGUGAUCCCUUUGCCCUGCAAUGAUGUCAUCAAGCCAGGCACCGUGAAGAGACUCCGUGGGGAGGGACUUCCCUUUCCCAAGGUCCCCACUCAGCGAGGAGACCUCAUUGUGGAGUUCAAAGUUCGUUUCCCAGACAGAUUAACACCACAAACACGACAGAUCCUUAAGCAGCACCUACCCUGUUCCUAGGCUCUGCCCCAGCUAGUCCAGAGUCUACCACAGCAAUACCCCCCACACUCACCCCAUCCAGUGUGCACCCAGCUUGAUAUCCACUGGACACUGGCAAUUUUUUCUGAAAUGCAAAAAAAGCCACUGGUUUUCAGGACAAUGUUCCUGUCCCUGACCCUUUUCAGAGCUGGGCUGCCUUGGGGAGUGGGAGGGAGGUCGGGGAGAGCUAGCCCAGGCCAGGGGUCAAUUUUCAUGUCACUAGCUUCAAAUCCAGUUUCCACUCCAGUGGCUGGGGAGUGACUUGAGUGCUACUUGAAGAUAUAGAUUCCUUGUCCAUGCCUGUAAAUAGCAUGUCCUCCUUUCCCUCAGCCUUGCUAAUACCUUUCCUCUCCCUUCCCUUUGGUUUCCUCCUGUCUGGGGGAGGAAGAGGAUAGAAAGGACACUGGUCUCCCACCCCUGUCCCCUGGUCCACGUGUCCAAGGUUAUCGCACAUAUAUCCAUGCACACAAAGCACUCGUCUAGAGCUGUCUGUACCUCUCUGAAAGAUAGGAGAGGCGAGGAGAUAGGAAGGGAUGGUCUGCAACCCUCGAACAGGGCCACUGAGCACGAGACACUUUCACUGGGGGGAGGGAGAUGAACUGACCCUCAGCAGCCUCCCCAGUAGCCGCCCAGCCUACACCUAACAGAGUUGGAGGUUCUGUCUUCCCUGCUGCUCUGAGGAGUGUUUGAGGGUGGAGAAAGGGAAGAAGGGCCUGAGGUAUUAAGGCUAAGAGGUGGGGCAGGGCCCUUCUCCCAGCCUUCAUCAA